CUCAAAACAGACAACACUAGCGGCACAUGUUUUCAUCAUGGCGUCCCCCUCUAAAAAGAUGGUUGGUGUCUCUGAAGACUCCAGCAGCAGUGACGACGAGGUGCUAAAAAGAUGUAAGGAGGCAGUUUGGGAGGCCAAAACUGACAAGAAGAAAGAGGGAGACAGCAUUACACCACAGUCCAAGCGGAUUAUUGUUGCUGACCAUGACCAUGAUGGAAACGAGCUCCAGGUCACAAAAGGGUUUCAAACACACGUCGCUAAGAAGCUGGGAAGUUUUCUAGACAAUUGUAUAACAGUAAUGAAGACUGAAAAUUCAUCCUGUGUUGACUCAGCAAAGUGUGAUGAAGACAGUGAAGAUGAUGAAGGAUUUCGUCUGUUUUCUUCAUCAGUCCCAGGACAAAAAGCUGUUGAUCCUCUGGCCCCAGUGAGGCGUCGGCCUGUUCCCAGUUCAAGUGACAGCGACAGUGAGAUGGAAACAAGGCUAAAGGAGACCGCCGUGUCCGUCAAAGAUCUCUUACCCUCAUUCUCCCAACCAUCUACGCUUUCAACUCCCUCUGCAGAGGAGUCCUGCUUAGAGAAAAUAAAGAAGAAAGUGGCUGAGGAAGAGGACAGUCGUGCUAUUAAGAAGAAGAAGAAGAAAAAGAGAAAACGGAAUCAAGAAGAAAGUGACUCUGCAGCCUCUGCUCUUAAUGUUCAAAACAAUGGUGAGCACGGGAACUCGCAGCAGGAACACACAGGAGUCAAAGUUAAACGGAAAAAGAAAAAGAAGCAAGACUUGAACCUGAAGACCUAAAUUUUUCUGGACUAGUAUCACUGACAGUCCUCCAUUAGUCUACGAGCUUGAAAUGAUUGAAUGGUAGAGAUUCACCGAUGAGAAAAUCAGGGUCCAUGCCGAUGUUGAAGUUUGAAAUAAUAAUUUAGCUGAUUGCCGAUUCAGAUGUUUGUUUCAUGACUUCUUUAAGUGUAAGACUCCCACAGUGCCACCAUUUUCCCUCUAUGUUCAACAAUUAAAAAAAGUCAGUUUGUUAAACAGGUGACUUCAUUUGAACAAUAAAAAAAACCUCUUCUCUGAUCAGCAGUUAGGUGUACUAGAUGUCAGCAUUAAAUUGAUUUGGCACAACAAAUAAACAUCAACUACUGA
Molecule: messenger RNA, 1141 nt
Organism: Labrus mixtus (cuckoo wrasse)
Lineage: Eukaryota; Metazoa; Chordata; Actinopteri; Labriformes; Labridae
Gene: c5h12orf43
Product: chromosome 5 C12orf43 homolog
Exons: 6
Coding region: 38-793 (251 amino acids)
Biological process (GO): negative regulation of Wnt signaling pathway; Spemann organizer formation; Wnt signaling pathway
Source: RefSeq, a predicted model, not a curated record